AUGUUGCCAUCGACGGGCGUCCUGCGCACGGCUCUGUUGGCCGGACACGUCGUGGCAAAGCCCGUUGUGGGGUGCACGCGGACGCCGGCAUCUUCAAGCCAUUCACGAGGGCGACCGCCAUCCUUCGGUCCCAUCGCGGCAGCAGUUGGUGCCAUGGCUCUCGUGGCCGGGUCACGCAAGGUCAGUGUUCGUCUAGGCGUCGCGGCAAUGAAGGCCUCACGCGAAGCCGCCGACGGCGACGAGGUGUACGUCAAGUACGAGGGCAGGCUGGCCGAGGACGGCACCGUCUUUGACUCGUCAGAAGGCGCCCUGCGACAUCAUGUGCUUGACAACUUUGCUGUGUCUAUUCUCAACCUGGUCAGCACUGUGGGCGGAUACACCUGUAAGAAGCACUAUAUGGCCCGAAAGGUCAUUAUGACUUUUGCAUGA
Messenger RNA from Symbiodinium natans, 429 nucleotides. Lineage: Eukaryota; Dinophyceae; Suessiales; Symbiodiniaceae. The record is from the annotation of a GenBank genome assembly.